UAUAUAUAUACAUCCUAACAAUAUAUAUAUAUAUAUUGUUAGGACAUUUUAAAAGAAACAAAAACGAGUGUAGAUUUUCGAUAAUCUAAACAAUCAUUUUGGCUGAUAAUAAAUGAUCAUAUAUUCUCUAUUUUCGUUUAUCUUCUACAGUAACGUCAUCUAUCUAUCUUUCUUUUUCUCUCUCUCUCUCUCAAAUACACAUACACACACACACACACACACACACACUCAUAAUAUGUAUAUAUAUAUAUAUAUACCACACCAAACAUAACCUCACAUACAAGUAGCGGCAGUGAAGGAGGAGGAGAUAGAAACGCAUAUAACCAAACGACACUUCUCGUCGCGAUCGUCGCACGUUCCGCGUGUGCGAACGAGUUAAAUCGCGUGUGUUUGUAUUUAGAUGAGGAGAAUAUCUUUGUAUUUAUUGCGUGUCUAUAUUUGCGUGUGUGUGUAUGUUGUGUGCUGAGAGAGAGAGAGAGAGAGAGCGAGAGAGAGAGAAAGAGAGAGAGAGAGAGAAAAAGAGAGACUAGAUGUUGUUUAUCGUGUGAAUUCUAUAGAUCGAAGUGAGAAUUAAAUCACUGUAAAGAAAAUCCAACGACGACGACGACGACGACGACGACGACGACGACAACGACGAAAGCGGCAACAACGACGAAACAUGGCAACAAACAUUAUCGCAGAACACGAGAACGAGAUUAGGGUUAGGUUGAGAAGAACAAAGAGCGUCACACAUGCCGAGGAAAUCCAAAAGGCCGAACAGCUCGUCCGAAAAUCCCAACCUGAUAAACCAUGUCAUCGGCCAAGAGACAGUCUCUUUUCAUGGAGCUCCGGUUUCGAUAACUUUACGGGAUUCGUCAAUUGGGGCUUCCUCAUGCUUGGAAUCGGUGGAAUUCGUUUGCUUCUUGAAAAUUUUAUCAAAUACGGGAUAAGAGUGGAUCCAAGGCAAUGGUUUCUAUUUCUGAGCGGCAAGUACGACGGCGGUGAAGAGCAUCCUUCGAUUUUGUUGAUCGUUUAUUCCAUCGUGCCGGUGACUCUUUGCCUGUUGAUAGAGAAGGGAAUGUCUCUGGAUAUCAUAUCUCAUGGCCCAGGAAUGGUGUUCCACAUCGUAAACCUCAUCGUGAUGGUACUGAUGCCGAUGGUGGUCAUCCACGUGAAGGAUUCCGGAUUCAGCCUGAUUGGUGCCAUGUAUGUUUGUACACUCUAUGCCAUUCUAUUCUUGAAGCUUUGGUCGUACAUACAAGUGAACAUGUGGUGUCGCAUUAGCCGUAGAAAAACAUCAAGCCAAGGUAGAAUGCGCCGACAAUCCUUGUCUUAUAAUAAUCUUCAAUCAACGAACAUGAAGCAAAACGGUGUGGAAAGCGACGACAUCGGGCACGAAGUGAACGGUUGUGGUACUGCAUUGGUGCAAUAUCCAGACAACCUGAAUUUCGGCGACCUUUAUUAUUACAUCCUGGCACCUACCCUCUGCUACGAAUUAAAUUUCCCUAGGACCCAGAGAAUACGAAAAAGGUUUUUGAUAAAGCGCAUCUUGGAAGUCGUCGUUGGCUGUCAAGUUGUCAUGUCACUGUUCCAACAAUGGAUGAUUCCUUCGGUGAAGAAUUCACUUAUACCAUUCAGUAACAUGGACGUUGCCAAGGCCUCUGAACGUCUUCUCAAAUUGGCUAUACCGAAUCAUUUGAUGUGGCUAUGCUUCUUCUAUCUGAUAUUUCACUCGUAUUUAAAUUUGAUGGGCGAAUUAUUACACUUCGCCGAUCGAAAUUUUUAUUGCGAUUGGUGGAAUUCGAACAAUAUCGAUACAUUUUGGAGAAGUUGGAAUAUGCUGGUACAUAGAUGGGCCGUAAGGCAUCUUUAUAUACCGGUCGUCGAGAUGGGUUAUAGCAAGACGACGGCAUCUAUUACGGUCUUUUUCAUAAGCGCAUUCUUUCAUGAAUAUCUUGUCAGUGUACCAUUGAAAACAUUUAAAAUUUGGGCAUUCAUGGGUAUGAUGCUUCAAAUGCCGUUGUCCGCGUUGAGCAAGCUGGUAGAGAGACAUUGGGGCGCCAGGUGGGGUAACAUCGUCGUUUGGUCGAGUCUCAUCAUUGGACAACCCCUUUGCAUUCUGAUGUACUAUCACGACUAUGUGGUUACUCAUUUUGGGGAGACACUGCUCGAGGAUUAUUCGAUCGUAUAAAAGGAGUAUAAUUUAUGAAUUGGAAAUAUCAAUAAUGAGAGAAAGAGAGAGAGAGAGAGAGAGAGAGAGAGAGAGAGAGAGAGAGAGAGAGAGAGAAUUAAAGGAAUAAGAUAGAAUGAAAAAGAGUAAAGAAUUUGUAUCGUUAAAAAUUUGAUAAUUUCAAUUGACACUAGAAUUAUUUUUUUAAUACUUAAAUAAUUGCUGAUCGGUGUGUCGAUUAAACGUUUUUCUUUUUUUCUUUUGUUUCUUUUUUUUUUUUUUUUUUGAUUUUUUUUCUUUUUUUUUUCUAUCUUUCUUUUUUUUCUUUCGUCGUUUGUCUUCUAAAAAAAAAAAAAAAAAAAAAAAAAAAAAAAGAAAUAUAUGCAUCAUAGGAAAUAGAAGAAAAGAAAGAAAAGAAAAAAAAAGAAAACAAAUAUGUCUAAGAUCGAGGAUAGUACGAGUGCCUUAUAAAUAUAUAUAUAUAUAUAUAUAUAUCUCGUCGUGAUUCCUUAAGUAUUUCUUUUUUUUUUUUUUGUUUUUUUUUUUGUUUUUUCUUUUAAAAAAGAAAACUUUCUUUUUCUUCUUAUUAUUUCUUUUCUCUUUCCUUUCUUCUUUAUUACAAUUAACAACGCGUACACUUACGUAUUAUAACAUCGUGGCAAUUAACGUAGUUGGUAUUUGGAUAAAUUCUAUAAUAAUGUUAAUGUAGACAUUCUUUCGAAGAAAUUAUACAUGUGUAUGUGUCUGAGAGAGAGAGAGAGAGAGAGAGAGAGAGAGAGUAAAAGAGUGUAUGUGUGUGUGUGUGUGUGUGUGUGUGUGUAAGAGAGAGAGAGAGCAAAAUUCUUGGAUUUAACAGUUAAAUUGGAUUUUGUUAGAGAACAAAAAAAAAAUAGGAAAAAAGUAAAGAAGGAAAAGAAAGGAUGAAAAGGAAAAGAAUAAUGCACGUACAUAUAUUUAAAUUAUUCGCCAUAUAUGAUAUCAUGGUGCACAGAUCGCUUGGUAUAAAGGUUAACUUGUAUUUUCUAUGGAAAUGCUUCUACGUUUUCGAUUUCAUACUUUAUAUAUAUGUGUAUAUGUAUAUAUGCUACUAAUGAAAGAAAAACACGUUCCAUUUCUGGUAGCUGGUAGAUAAUCAUUUACUCGAGAACGUAGUUUUAAACGUUUCGUUAGAUAUCAGAAUCAUAAGUUUUCAAUUUUAUCUUGCAAAAAAAUUUUCUAAUUUCCCAGGUGCUCUUUGGAUAAUAUAUAUAUGCACGUUCGAACAAAUUUUCUUUUCUUUUCUUUUCUUUUGUUUGCUUUUUUCUUUUUUUUUUUUCUUUUUUUUUCUUUUUUUUUUUUCUCUUUUUAUCCGAAAAAGAGCACAAAAUUGACGAAGUCCUCUUAACACUUUCCCUUUCUUUGUACUUAAAGAGACUAAUCGGAAAGUGUAAUUUCUUAAAGAAAAAAAAAAAAAAAGAAAAAAGAAAAAAAACAAGAAAAAAACAAUAGAAGGCAAAGAAACAAGUAUAAUUAAUACACUUUCGUUAUUGUCCAUUUUAAACGAUUAAUUUUAUACAUGGUUCAAUCGAACACGCCGCGAAUAAGAUGUCAGUUAUCAAACUACCAACAGUUUUACAUGCUCCAUGUAUAUAUAUGUAGAAUGAGCGAUAAGUCCUUGGGUGGGCCAAAAGUUCCUACGUGAUUUUAAAAGUCAAUUACUUUUUUUCAAGACUUUUCAAGUCUUAUAAUUUUUACAGGCUAGCAAUUUUACAAGCUAGGCUUGUAGUUGUAUAAUUUGAACAAAAAAAAAAAAAAAAAAGAAAAGAAAAAAAAAAGAAAAGAAAAAAUAAAUAAAAAAGAAAAAAUAAAAAAAAAAGAAAAGAAGAAAAAAGAGAAGAGAAAUAGAAAAGAAAAAUUGCCCUUAAUGAUUUCGUAAAAGUGUAAUUGACGUUUAAUAUAAUUUUAGAAUUUUUGGCUCAUAUGAAAACUUUCAAUCCGCCCUAUAUAUUUAUAUAUAUAAUAUAUAUUCAGUGCCACAAUUUAUCUAAGAAAAAUAAAGAUUUUCCACAGA
Messenger RNA from Vespa crabro (European hornet), 4199 nucleotides. It is a transcript of the gene mdy, whose product is annotated as diacylglycerol O-acyltransferase 1. Lineage: Eukaryota; Metazoa; Arthropoda; Insecta; Hymenoptera; Vespidae. Gene Ontology annotation, cellular component: endoplasmic reticulum membrane. The transcript is spliced from 13 exons. Gene Ontology annotation, biological process: triglyceride biosynthetic process. The record is from RefSeq and is a predicted model, not a curated record. Gene Ontology annotation, molecular function: diacylglycerol O-acyltransferase activity. Bases 659 to 2170 code for a protein of 503 amino acids.